Messenger RNA from Sinocyclocheilus rhinocerous, 1447 nucleotides. RefSeq names its product carbohydrate sulfotransferase 6-like. Gene Ontology annotation, cellular component: Golgi membrane. The coding region runs from base 67 to 1260 and encodes 397 amino acids. The record is from RefSeq and is a predicted model, not a curated record. Gene Ontology annotation, molecular function: N-acetylglucosamine 6-O-sulfotransferase activity. NCBI's taxonomy places the organism in Eukaryota, Metazoa, Chordata, Actinopteri, Cypriniformes, Cyprinidae. Gene Ontology annotation, biological process: carbohydrate metabolic process; sulfur compound metabolic process; N-acetylglucosamine metabolic process. The transcript has 2 exons.
AGCCAGAAACGUUGUGUCCCUGAACGCAAACGCACUGCUGAGCAGGAGGUGAAUAAAGUUGACAGUAUGCUGCGGUGGAGAGUGUCGAAGCCCACGGUGCUGAGUCUUUUGCUAAUUCAGGCUGUUGCAGUGGUGCUUCUGUACGGAUGGUACAGCCGUCCACCGUCUCAAAACACCUCUCCGUCCGAGGGCAAGGUGCAUGUGCUGCUGCUGUCAUCUUGGAGGUCUGGCUCAUCAUUCCUGGGCCAGGUGUUUAACCAGCAUCCGGAGGUCUUUUACCUGAUGGAGCCAGGCUGGCACGUGUGGAUGUCUAUAAAGCAAGCCGGUGCACGUAGCUUGCGAAUGGCGGUGCGCGAUAUGAUUCGCAGCGUCUUUCAGUGCGACAUGUCGGUGAUGGACGCUUACAUCCCCCAGCCACGCAACGUCUCCAGUCUCUUCAUGUGGAGCCACAGCCACGCGCUCUGCUCUCCACCCGCUUGUUUUCUCACAGCUCGCAACGAGAUUAGCAAAGAGCAAGAAUGCAAGCAGCACUGCGACUCGCAGGGUUUGAAGCUUGCGGAGGCAGCGUGUCGGACUUACAGCCAUGUGGUGUUAAAAGAGGUGCGCUUCUUCGAGUUGGAGUCGCUGUACCCGCUACUGCAGGACCCCACUCUGGAUCUGCGCAUCAUCCAUCUAGUUCGUGACCCACGAGCGGUGCUUCGUUCCCGAGAGAAGUCGGCCUACGCCCUGGUGCAAGAUAGCGCCAUAGUGCUCGAACAGGCGAGCCUUCCGGAAAAGGAUAAGCCGUACAAGGUCUUGCAGGAGAUUUGCCGCAGUCAUGUUCGCAUUUAUGAGACGGCCAUGUUAAAGCCGCCCGAUUUCCUACGGGGACGCUACAAAAUGAUACGUUACGAGGAUCUAGCGCGUAACACUGUGGCCGAGAUCGAAGCCAUGUACGAGUUUGUGGGGCUGGAGAUGACCGAAACUUUGCAGGAGUGGAUCUACCGCAUCACCCAUGGGAAGGGCAAGGGAACGAAGAACGAUGCCUUCAAGAUCACCUCGCGAAAUGCAGAGGACGUCUCCUUGGCUUGGCGAACCACCUUACCGUUUGAAAAAGUCCAGCGCAUCCAGGAUGUUUGCAAAAGAGCCAUGACUCUGCUUGGAUAUAAAUCAGUGGAUAGUGAGAAAGAGCAAAAGCUGCUGUAUUUAGACCUGCUGACGCCACAUGAACUCAAUCAGUUCAGCUGGCUGCCUUCUAAAAGCACUUCCGCUAAAGUAUAGAGACGCUCCAGUGAUCAAAAGCAUAAAGACCAAAGAACGGUGUGGCGUUUGUCCAUCGGUUUUGUUCUCCUUCACUUCAUACAAAAGUAUGGACUGUCCAACACAGUGUCCUAGUGACCAGCAGAGAAUGGGACGUUCCUCUGUCAAACGGGACACUAGAGCAAUGAAGCGCUGUCCUCUUCUUAAC